AUGGAAACGGAGCAAGCUACCCCGGUACCACUUCCAGUGGUUGUGGCCUCCUCGGGUUCCACAGAUUCGUCCUAUUCAUCUGAAGCUCGGUACACUCGCCGUGCUCGUCGUCGGCGAUCCUACCGCAGCGAUGAUGACUCGUUAGCUAGCCCACGAAAUACCGUCGUUGAUCUAGUGAAGAUCCGACGACGUCGAGAUGCAAAACCAGACCUUCAGUCAGUUGAGCCAGCCAUCAUGUGGAAUACCAAAGUCUUCUAUCCGCGCCGGGGAAGAGAGUUCGGCGAUGAAGAAGACAUGGAUGCUUAUAUGCCUGAUCUGAGGUACAUCGACGAUCGACCUAUCGAGUUUUCCCUGGGCGUAGGCUCCACCCAGGUACCAGCAGACACCAAGCAGACCGCGUCAGAACCCGCGGAGUGGAAGGGCCCUGUCAUCACCAUUGAGGUUCUUGUUGAGGUAAGGAGAGCGCGAUUCAGGUCAUCGGGAAUUCUGGACGCGCCCCGUCCUGAAAUGCUGAAUCCGAAGCGUGUUUCUAAACGUUACCUCGUGGUGCACUCUCCGAUGCUUGCGGAGGCAAUCAAUGACAUGGUGGACUACUACCCCUCGUUGAAUUACAGUUGGCCCGGUCAAACAACGGGAAAUACGUUAAGAAUUCCAGAGCCCUUUGCCGUUCUGUUGCACCAUUUUGACUCCAUCGAAACAAUGGCCGACAGGACUUCCGCGGGAACGAUUUGCAAGAGUGAGCAUCACGGUAACGCUCAACGAAUUGACCAGCUGAAGAAACAUGCCCAACAUCUGCUGGAUUUUAUUCGCCCCAUCUACCAGGAGCACAUACUGACCUGUCAAAGACAUCUGUCUGAUUCUGUUCCUCGGGUGGCUUUUGACAUGAUCUGGUACCUUCUGAAACCCGGAAUUGAUGUCUAUAUUCACGUUGACGGGUCUACACAUGCUGCAGUUGUGUUGGAUGUUAAGCCCAGUGGUAUAAGUCAGCUCGAUUCCUUGGGGGUCGGGAUUGAAAAGGGAUGGCUCGUCGAUCUAUGGCGGUUAGAGACCGAUGGCAACCGACUCCAACGAGCUUUGAUCUCCGUGAAAGUACACGCUUAUUCUGGGUUGCGAGAAGUCACAACUCUACCAGUGUGUCCGAUCUCUAUUUGGGACGCGUGGGACGGUGGAAAGCGACGUGAGCAGAUAUUACGCCGAAGCACAAUCUUCUUCAAGGCUCUCCGCCAAGGCAAUCUCCUGGCGGAGUACAACGGUCCAAUCAAACACGCCAGCCAAUAUUAUUCUGGAAAGUUGGUGAUAGACCACCGGAGAGGGCUUGCAGACUCUGACCACGAAGAGCCGAUGUCCUCUCUGCGCGAGAUAGAUGAUUCAAAUCGGUUUCAGGAGUACGAUGACAUUCUUGUCAAUAACGAUUGGUCUUUUCAUACUACCGAAGAAAUAAGACCACGCCCCCCAAGGCGUGUCAAUGAGCCCUACCUCAGACGGCCGGGUCCCUCAACAUGGACGGAAGGCCCUGCAUACCGUGCCAACAAGACACUUAAUGCCGAACCAAGUGGCCCUGUGGUUGGUGAGCUCACCGAGCAUCAACUACUUCUGCUAUGCCCAGAUGUACUGGCUUAUGCUCUGAGACACAAGGAAUGGAUCCUGAUCUCUCUUGACUACGUCCAAGAAUCUGUGCCGUCGAACGAGAGUCUCGACAACCUCGUUAUUGGCCACGACGAGCUGAAAACGAUCCAGGCUCUUUCAAACCGCCAAAAUAGCAAGACCAGGCAAUGGUCAGCGGACUUCAUCGAAGGGAAAGGUUCUGGGCAGAUUAUAUUGCUACAUGGACCCCCGGGGGUUGGCAAAACUUACACAGUCGAGGCUAUCUCUGAAUGGUUGCACCGGCCACUCCUUGCACUUACAGUCGCUGAUAUUGGCACGAGUGAGACUAUCGUCGAACGCGAGCUCGUGAAGUGGUUUAAUCUUGCGGAAGCCUGGAAUGCAGUGCUCCUCGUUGAUGAAGCAGAUAUCUUCCUGGAACGACGACAGAAUCGAGAUCUCGCCCGAAACGGACUAGUAUCAGCCUUCCUCCGCCGAAUGGAAUACUUCAAAGGCCUCCUCUUCCUCACCACAAACCGCGUCGGACAAAUUGAUGACGCCUUCAUCUCACGUGUCCAUAUCGCAAUCGACUACCAGCCCCUUGAUGAGGAAACGCGCCGGCAAGUCUGGAACGGCUUCUUCCGGAAGCUGGUGCGCGACCGCGCGGGUAAAAUCCAGAUUGCACCGGACGCGAAGUCCUGGGUUCUUGAAACCACGGGCGAGACACAGCUCAAUGGGCGGGAUAUUCGCAAUGCGCUACAGACAGCAAUCACGCUAGCGGAGUUUGAGAGCGACGAGGACCCGGACUAUGAUACCUCUCUUGUGACGAUUGUAACUAAGACCCAUUUCCAGCGGGUGCUGGAGAUGUGUAACCGGUUCCGGAAUUACGUGACGAGUAUUCGGAGGGAAGACGAGAAGAAACGCGCUCAAGGGCGAGGGGAUCGAAACGAUUAUGGCGGUGAGCUUGCUAAUGAGAUGGCGAUCUUGUAG
Penicillium daleae is the source of this 2571-nucleotide messenger RNA. RefSeq lists its product as uncharacterized. Bases 1 to 2571 code for a protein of 856 amino acids. Gene Ontology annotation, molecular function: ATP binding; ATP hydrolysis activity. NCBI's taxonomy places the organism in Eukaryota, Fungi, Ascomycota, Eurotiomycetes, Eurotiales, Aspergillaceae. The record is from RefSeq and is a predicted model, not a curated record. The transcript is spliced from 6 exons.